CUCGUGAACUCUCCCCCAAGAACCGCCCGUUCUCGGUCCGCGAUUUUGAACCCAGUUUCCGUCUCUGUGCAUCGCCCAGGUGCACAUCUAAAUCCGCCAUGUGCCUACCGCGGCCGUUCCACGCCCCAGCCGUUGCGCUGCUGGCCUGGUCCGCGCUGGUCCGCCAUGCCGCCGCCCAAGUCACCACCGACUGCUUCCCGAUGAACAAGACAUGCCCCCCCGACAUCGCCUUCGGCACCGAUUACAACUUCAACUUCACCUCGCAACCGAAUGUCGACGUCUGGGAAACGACGGUGAACCCCGUUGAGUGGGACCCUGACGCGGGCGCCAUCUUCAGGAUCACGAAGCAGGGCGACUCGCCCACCAUCCGGACCAAGUUCUACUACUUCUGGGGUCGCACCGAGAUCCACAUGAAGGCCGCCAAAGGCACCGGUGUCAUCAGCUCCAUGAUGAUGCUGAGUGAUAACCUGGACGAGAUCGACUGGGAGUUCUUUGGCGGCAACGACACCAUCGCCCAGAGCAACUACUUCGGCAAGGGCGUGCCCGACUUCCACAACGCCGGCCUCCACACCGUCCCCGGCGGUGUCCAUGACGACUACCACAACUACACCACCGUCUGGACCAAAGACUCGCUCUUGUUCUACAUCGACGACCAGCUUGUCCGCACGCUCCUGCCCAAGGACGCCAACAACAGCUACUACUACCCACAAACCCCCAUGCGCCUGUCCAUCGGCAUCUGGGCUGGCGGUGAUCCGAGGCUUCCUAACGGAACGCGGGAGUGGGCCGGCGGUACCACAGACUACAGCCAGGGUCCGUUUGAGAUGUAUGUCAAGAGCGCUCACAUCACCGAUUUCAGCAGCGGCAAGGAGUAUGAGUACACCGACAGGAGCGGCUCAUGGGAGAGCAUCAAGAUCAUCGCGGGCAACUCCACGAUCAAGGACGAGGUCAAUGCGCCGCCCGCGAUGACGCUUUCCCAAAGGUGGAACGCACUGCCCACCGGGGCCAAGAUUGCCAUCUACGCGUGCGCCGGCGGCUUCGGCGGCCUUCUCAUCAUCGCCGCUCUGUACUACUGCAUCCGGCAGCGCCGACGGGGCGCCCGCGAGGCCAAAGCCGCCGAGGCGCGGGCCGAGGCUGAGCGUCUCGAGCUCGAGCGGUUCAAGAAGGCCGGCGUGGACCCCGACAGCUUCGUCUCCUCGGCGUCCGAGUACAACGCGAAGGAGAUGCAGCGCGACCACCUCGCUGGCAAAGACGGCUACAGCGUGCCGCCCUCGCCAACCAUGACCGCUAUCGACCCCGCGUCGCCCCUCGACAACCGGUGGAACCCCCCCGCUGCGAUGUCCCCCCUCGCCAUGGGCGAAGCGGCCGCCGCCAUGCGCAGCCCCGGCCCGCAGUCCCCACACGCCGCGAGCGCAAACAACUACCCCGACCGACCGGGCAGCAGCCACAGCAACAUGAGCAGCAGGCGUUCCCCCGCGCCGCCGGGCGGCGGCUUCAAUCCGCACGAGCGGGGCACUCGCUCGCCGGCGCCGUCGUCCCCGCGGCACGCCCCCUCGCCCGCCCCGAGCAUGCGGCAGCAGCAGCAGUUCGCCCAAUCGCCGCCCAACCGCAGCUACACGGCCCCGAGCGCGCAGAUGCGCCGCGGGACGCCGGCGCCGCCCGCUCAGCCCCAACACGACUUUGACGCCGGCGCCGGCAUCCACAGGUCCGCCAGCCCCGCCCAGCUGGCCCAUCCGCAGCCCCAAAGGAGCUUCACCACCGGCGGGUUCGGUGGUGGGCCGGACAACAACCGGGGCUAUGACGGUGGUGGCGGCGGCGGCGGCGGCGGUGGGAAUCAGGGGUACUGGGGUGAUGGUGCUCGGUACAGGUAGAGACGGAUGCGGUGGGUGGGUGAGCGAGCGUGAUUGCGGUUGGUAACUCGGUAGAUGGAUCUCAUUCUUGGCUUUGAACUUUUUUUAUAUCCUUGCCAUGAAGUAUUGCUGGAUGAUCUCGCGCUUGUUUUUUGAACAAGGGCUGUUUUGUAUAGCUGAGUGUUCU
Molecule: messenger RNA, 2034 nt
Organism: Thermothielavioides terrestris NRRL 8126
Lineage: Eukaryota; Fungi; Ascomycota; Sordariomycetes; Sordariales; Chaetomiaceae
Product: glycoside hydrolase family 16 protein
Exons: 2
Coding region: 99-1868 (589 amino acids)
Biological process (GO): carbohydrate metabolic process; fungal-type cell wall organization
Cellular component (GO): fungal-type cell wall
Molecular function (GO): glycosyltransferase activity; hydrolase activity, hydrolyzing O-glycosyl compounds
Source: RefSeq, a predicted model, not a curated record